AUGGGUUUGGUUACAGAAGAAAUCAGAGCUAGGGCAGAGAAAUACACAGGAGAUGAGAUUUGCCGCGAGAAGACAAAGGAGUUCCUCAAGGAAGUAUCUAUGCCUAAUGGGCUAUUGCCAUUGAAGGACAUCGAAGAGGUUGGUUACGACAGAGAAUCUGGUGUUGUGUGGCUCAAACAGAAGAAGAGCAUCACCCACAAAUUCGAAGCCAUUGGGAAGCUUGUCUCUUACGGCACUGAGGUCACCGCGGUUGUGGAAACCGGAAAGAUCAAGAAGCUGACCGGCGUUAAGGCCAAGGAGCUUCUUAUUUGGGUCACUCUCAAUGAGCUUGCCUUGGAGCAGCCAACAAGCUCCGGGAAGAUCAAUUUCAGGACACCGACCGGACUCUCCAGGACUUUCCCAGUGUCUGCUUUUGUGGUACCUGAGGUUGAGAAGCCUGCAAUGGAGAAGAACAAUGGAACCACUGAGGUCAAAGAAGCUGUUGCACUCACAGAUGCUUAG
Molecule: messenger RNA, 501 nt
Organism: Arabis nemorensis
Lineage: Eukaryota; Viridiplantae; Streptophyta; Magnoliopsida; Brassicales; Brassicaceae
Source: the annotation of a GenBank genome assembly